AGCCGCAUAUUGACUUGAUAUAAAAAAGGUCCAAGACCUUUUUCUACCUCAAUACCACUAUGAGUAUGCUGAAAUGUAUCCAGCAUAUGUAUGUCCUUUUGUGCACAAUGGGGUUCAGAAGUCUGUAUACAAAAAGACAGUUCUUAGUGUCUUUGCCAACACUUUUUAUGUUUACAUAUUAAAUAAUUUAGUUUUGAAAAGGUCUUAAAAGUCACCUCAAUCUGUGUUAUGGCAUUGUUCUUUGUUCAACUGCUUUGUAGAUGUAAUAAGAUUAAAGAAAUAAAGAUACACUUGCUUGAUAGAAAAGAUACACUUGCUUGUUGUGUCCUGUGUAGGCGCUGUUUCUCUUAUUACUGUGCUUCAUACUAUACAUGGACUGGUUACUCCAGACACAGAUGCUUCAGAGACUCGCGUCUCGCGCCGGUCACGCUGAUGCUUCUGCCCGCGUGCCUGCGCCGCUGCGCGCGGCUGCUAUACUGGAUCCCUGUUACGAUCAUUAUCGUGGUUGUGAUGUGGUCAUAUUACGCCUAUGUCGUGCACUUCUGUUGGGUCCUGCUUACCUGUGCUACUCAGAGAGUGGUAUUCCUUUGCCUGUUCCACGUGUGUUUUGGGAUGUUCUCGUGGUCAUUUUGGAAAGCAGUGUCUACUCCACCAUCCUCUCCUUCUGUGGAGUUUCAGCUCUCCUCUUCAGACUCGCUGCUCUUCGAGCAGGAACAUGGCAGUUUGGAGAAGAGUCAGAUUCUUCUGGAAAUCUCCCAGAAGCUUCCAGUUCAUACACGUAAAGCAACCGGAGCUAUCAGGUUCUGUCAUCACUGCCAAUUGAUAAAACCAGAUCGCUGCCAUCACUGUUCUGUCUGCCAAAUGUGUGUACUGAAGAUGGAUCAUCAUUGCCCCUGGCUGAAUAACUGUAUUGGGUUCUCCAACUAUAAGUUCUUCAUGCUCUUCCUCCUCUACUCACUCCUGUACUGCCUCCUCAUCGUUGCAACGGUUACACCGACCUUCAUCCAACUGUGGCUGGGCAAACUGUUCGAUAGUUGUGUUAAACUGCAUGUCUUGUUUUUGACACUGGUGUCGGCCAUGUUUGCUGUUACCCUCUGUUUUUUGCUCUUCUUCCACAUUUGGCUGCUCGCCAGCAACAAAACUACUCUUGAGUGGUUGUCAGUCCCCUUUUUUGCGGAUGGACCAGGAGGUGAAGCAUUUGAUGUGGGUGUCAGGGCAAACUUCUUACAGGUGUUUGGAAAGAAAAAGAGACACUGGCCGUUUCCAGUGUUUAGCAGUCAAGGGGAUGGACAUUCAUUCCCCUUGAGAUGGCAGAUGUCGUCUCGCAGUCCUUCGGUGAUAAAUGGAAAUGGGCAUUGUGUCAUGGAAGGAACUGUGGAUUUUUGGGAAAAGGAGGUUCAGACUCUAAGUAUAUACUGCCCCCGGGAGGCCAAUCCAGGUCUGCACAGCCUAAUCGAAAAUUCUGAUUUGAGCCAUUUGUAUCAUCCUGUUCUGCCAUCAGUCUCACAUGAGGGGGUCUCCGUAACCAUAGCAGUGGAUGACUAGAAGUAAUGAAAUAAGGUUAACAGAAUGUGUUGUGUGACACAGCGAGGUGGUUUUAGAAAGAUCUCAGUCACAGGUUAAGCUUACAGGAGUGGCGGCCGGCCUUCAGGGAGAACACCUGCCCGCAUGCUCAGUUUUCACCUGGAACACUUCCUAAGGGAGCGAUCAGGUCUCCGAAACCUCUUUUACUGAUCAGGGUGUGAGAGAGCUUUAUCAGGUGUCCCUGCUCAGCGAUCAUCUUUUAAAUUCAAUAUUUGUGUGGCUGAAAUGUAGUGGUUUUUCUGUUGUAAGACUGGAUUCUAGCUUUACCGUGAGUCUAUUGAAUAGUGUCUUCUAGAUGAAUUGAAUAACAGAUUUUAUGAAAAUAAAGGCAAUUCAUUUAAUACAAAA
Messenger RNA from Pimephales promelas (fathead minnow), 1932 nucleotides. RefSeq names its product zDHHC palmitoyltransferase 15a (gene zdhhc15a). The record is from RefSeq and is a predicted model, not a curated record. Gene Ontology annotation, molecular function: palmitoyltransferase activity. Lineage: Eukaryota; Metazoa; Chordata; Actinopteri; Cypriniformes; Leuciscidae.